This is a messenger RNA of Gadus morhua (Atlantic cod), 2572 nucleotides long. It is a transcript of the gene kcnq2b, whose product is annotated as potassium voltage-gated channel, KQT-like subfamily, member 2b. Bases 201 to 2285 code for a protein of 694 amino acids. Gene Ontology annotation, molecular function: voltage-gated potassium channel activity. NCBI's taxonomy places the organism in Eukaryota, Metazoa, Chordata, Actinopteri, Gadiformes, Gadidae. The transcript has 19 exons. Gene Ontology annotation, cellular component: membrane; voltage-gated potassium channel complex. The record is from RefSeq and is a predicted model, not a curated record. Gene Ontology annotation, biological process: potassium ion transmembrane transport.
CACUCUACCUCUCUCUCUCACUCUACCUCUCUCUCCUCCUCUCCUCUCCUUUCGCCGCGGGUUGUGAUGCUUCUGGACCACUGUGCAUCAUGUAUCACUAGGCUUCCUCCAGGUCCGCUGAUCAUAUCGAUGUGGUUUCUCCGUGGACACUAGACGGGUGCUGGUGUCUCCAUCCCCGGUGUCGUUCUGCCGGCGGAAGCAUGGUUCACAAGUCCCGGAACGGCGGGGUGUUCUCAGACGCCCAAGCCGACCAGAAGAAGCUGAAGGUGGGCUUCGUUGGGCUGGAGGCCGGGGGGACUGAGUCUCACCGAGACGGAGCUCUGCUCAUAGCAGGUAACGAGGCCCCACGGGGGUCCCUGCAGCCCCGUCCCAGCGUGUCGGGGCACCGCCGCCCCCCCAAGAGGAGGAACGCGCUCUACCGCCGGCUGCAGAACUUCCUCUACAACGUCCUGGAGCGUCCGCGGGGAUGGGCCUUCAUCUACCAUGCCUACGUGUUUUUGCUGGUUCUCUCCUGUCUCGUCCUCUCUGUGUUUUCUACCAUCAGAGAAUAUGAGAAAAGUUCAGAGGACGCCCUUUAUAUACUGGAGGUGGUCACCAUCGUGGUGUUCGGGGUAGAGUACAUGGUGAGGAUCUGGGCGGCCGGCUGCUGCUGCCGCUACCGAGGAUGGAGAGGAAGACUCAAGUUCUCCAGGAAGCCCUUCUGUGUCAUAGACAUCAUGGUGCUGAUCGCCUCCAUCUCGGUGCUCGCCGCCGGGACCCAGGGGAACGUGUUCGCCACGUCCGCCAUCAGGAGCCUCCGCUUCCUGCAGAUCCUCCGCAUGAUCCGCAUGGACCGCCGGGGGGGCACCUGGAAGCUACUGGGCUCCGUGGUCUACGCCCACAGCAAGGAGCUGAUCACAGCGUGGUACAUCGGCUUCCUGUGCCUGAUCCUGGCCAGCUUCCUCGUCUACUUGGCGGAGAAGGAAUACAACGAUCAGUUUGAGACGUACGCCGACGCCCUCUGGUGGGGCCUGAUCACCUUGACGACCAUCGGCUACGGGGACAAGUGUCCGGUCACCUGGAACGGACGGCUGCUGGCCGCCACCUUCACCCUCAUCGGAGUCUCCUUCUUCGCCCUGCCAGCGGGUAUUCUUGGCUCAGGCUUUGCGCUGAAGGUCCAGGAGCAGCAUCGUCAGAAACACUUUGAGAAGAGACGGAACCCUGCGGCCGGGCUCAUCCAGGCUGCCUGGAGGUUCUAUGCUACUAAUCUGAACAGAACCGACCUGAGCUCAACCUGGGAACACUACGAGAGGACCUUCAACGUCCCCCUCUAUAGGUUGAUUCCUCCUCUGAACCAGAUCGACCUCCUGAGGAACCUGAAGAAUAAAUCUGGCCUCUCCUUCAGGAAGGAGGGGCAGCUGGAACCAUCUCCAAGUCAGAAGGUUAGUUUGAAGGAGAGGGUCUUCUCAUCUCCAAGACAUUCAGCUGCCAAAGGAAAAGGUUCUCCUCAGGGCCCCGCUAGUGCGGGUCCUGGAGGCGCCCAGGUCCUGGCCGGGCCCCAGGCCCAGAAGAGCUCUCCCAGCGGGGACCAGAUCCCAGCGGAGAGUCCCAGUAAGGUCCCCAAGAGCUGGAGCCGCCAGGCCUUCAAGAUCCGAGGACUUGCCUCCCGCCAGAACUCUGAAGUGCUGAUAGAGAUGCAGGAUGAAGACUUCAGACACAAGGGCUCCCCAGACACCAGCCUAGCGGGGGAGGCGGGGCCGGGGGGGGAGGCCCUGGGGGACGACACUAAGAGCUGUCACUGUGAGUUCGUUCCUCAGGACCUGACCCCCAGCCUGAAGGUCACCAUCAGGGCCAUCUGCAUCAUGCGCUUCAUGGUUUCCAAGAGGAAGUUCAAGGAGAGCCUUCGGCCGUAUGACGUGAUGGACGUGAUCGAGCAGUACUCCGCCGGACACCUGGACAUGCUGGCCCGCAUCAAGAACCUCCAGACCAGAGUGGACCAGAUCGUAGGCAGGGGCCAGCAGCCCACCGACAAGGACCGGCCAAUCCCUGACAAGGAACGUCCCAAAGCAGCCAAUGAGGAGAGCACUGAGGACCCGAGCAUGAUGGGACGCCUGGGAAAGGUGGAGAAACAGGUGUUGUCCAUGGAGAGGAAGCUGGACUUCCUGGUCAACCUAUACAUCCAGCGAAUGGGAAUCCCCCAGACGGAGACCGACGCCUACUUUGGCUCCAAGGAGCCCGCCCCCCCCCUACCAGAGCCCUGUGGAUCACCUGGAGAGGAACCAAUCAGCCAGGCCGUGCCCCAGUGACGUCACCAACGUCAUCCGUUCCAGCUCCAUCCCCCUCCCCCCCUUCACCUGCCCCCCCUCCACCUCCUGGCAGCCAAUCAGCUCCCAGGUCCAUCAACAAGCCCUGCCCCUGAGCCAGCGAAGCCAAGGCAACACUCCAAGUCCGGUCGGAGACGGGUGCCUGGUUCGACUCCCACCUCCUCCCCCUAACGACAGGAGACCUCACAGACUGAGCGCUGGGGAGAGGGGAGGGGAGAGAGGGAGGGAGAGAGGAGGAGAGAGGGGAGGAGAGAGAGGAGGUGACAGAG